UCUAAAGUGAGGUUAGGUCACCUCUGACGUCAUCAUAAAGUUAACGAUUUGUAAAAAAAUAUCUUUUGAAUACGUUUGUACCCAAAAUUAGUACAAGUUCACACAUUGCUGACCCCAACAUGUGACGAGGUCAUGGUUGUCUCAUCGGAGUUCAACCAAAGUUCAACUUAAAGCUUUCCGCUGUAGGACUUCGCCAUGUUCGGCACCCUGUCCCACAGCGUGUUCGAAACGGAGAUAAAAAUCGAGCCGAUCAGCUUCUACGGCUGUUCCAGUUCCGAGCCUGAGGGUAAGCCCUCAUCGCCUCCUGCCGACGUACGUAGCCCCUUUGCCCCCGCUUGCCUCAUUGUCGCAUUGCAGGAGCCCCGCAAGAAGCGCAAGCCGCAGACAUGCAAAAUCUGCGGCAAAGUCCUGUCGUCCACGUCCAGUUAUUACGUCCAUAUGAAGCUUCAUUCGGGCAAUAAGCCCUUCCAGUGCACCCAAUGCGAAGCUUGUUUCUGCCGCAAGCCCUACUUAGAGGUGCAUCUGCGGACACACACGGGUGAGAGACCCUUCAAAUGCGACGUGUGUGACAAGAGGUUUACCCAGAAAUCGAGUUUGAACACACACAAAAGGGUGCAUACGGGGCUCAGGCCGUUUGCGUGCGAUGUGUGUGAGAAGAAGUUCGCCGUGAGGAGUUAUCUGGUGGCACAUCGGUGGUCACACGUGACGGAUGGGUUGUCGUGUCCGGAAUGCAACGCUGGGUUUAGCACCAAGAGUCAGCUGGUGCAGCAUGUCAAAGGGCACAGCAACCGCAGAGGGUUCCAGUGUGAGGUUUGCCAGAGGAGGUUUGUUAGAGAUUCGUAUCUGAUUAGGCACCUGAAUAAAGUGCACAAGAAUAGUGCUUGAUUUGUGAUAAUUUUCCUUUUGUAAUAAAGUGUAAAAAGUAUGUAA
Tribolium madens (black flour beetle) is the source of this 930-nucleotide messenger RNA. RefSeq names its product gastrula zinc finger protein XlCGF71.1-like. NCBI's taxonomy places the organism in Eukaryota, Metazoa, Arthropoda, Insecta, Coleoptera, Tenebrionidae. Gene Ontology annotation, cellular component: nucleus. Gene Ontology annotation, biological process: regulation of transcription by RNA polymerase II. Gene Ontology annotation, molecular function: RNA polymerase II cis-regulatory region sequence-specific DNA binding; DNA-binding transcription factor activity, RNA polymerase II-specific. The record is from RefSeq and is a predicted model, not a curated record.